AUGUUGCUUUUUAUGACAGGCCUCUUACUGGGGUUGUCCAGUCAAGUAAGGGCACAGAAUCUUACAAGUGCACAUAUAUCCACCAUCAGUGAGCGACUGGCUCAGGGUGCAGUGCACAGUUGGGAGUAUGGAACGCGCGCCGAGGCUCUCCUGGAGCUCAAUACGCCGACAUACUCCGUCGUGUCUUUCAACGCCGUCCCGCCUCCCCGAAGCAUUCCAUCUAAUAUAACAAGUGCACUUGGCGAAGUGUUCACCAUUGCGCACAACAUUAUCGUCGCCCGAAGCUUGUCCAAUAUUAUUGGCCCCCAGCCCCUGAUUGCUGAUACGAGCGCAGGAGAUCCAGCAAGUAUUGGAGUUGCUGUGUUACUUGCUAACUGGACGGGACAGGGGGCCCUAGAUGGACUAGACUAUGCAGGGGCGGCGCGGGACCAACUCGACUACCUGUUUCAAAACGUGUCCAAGACCAGCGAUGGUGCCAUUUCUCACAUAGUGGACCAAUUGCAACUUUGGAGUGAUUCUGUGUACAUGGUCCCCCCUUUUUUGGCAUAUUAUGGUGUCCUGACACGAAAUCAGACCAUUCUGAGCGAGGCGUAUACACAGAUCAGAUUGUACCGAAAAUAUCUUCAAGAUGUGACGGCCGGCAAUUUAUGGAAGCAUAUACAACUUGGUCAGACAGGAAAUGACGAUGGGUACUGGUCGACAGGUAAUGCAUGGGCGGCGGCAGGCAUGAUACGGGUCCUGGGGACUAUUCAACGUUCCCCGUACGCGAAUUCGCUCAAGAGUCAACAGAACGACCUUGCCAAUUGGGCGGACGAAAUUCACCGAGCAAUGUAUUCCCACAUUAACUCCAACGGAUUGUUCUAUAAUUACGCUGACAAUGAUACCACGUUUUAUGAUGCCUCAUCAACUGCAUUACUGGCCAGCACGGUCUAUCGGUUGUCUCUCCUUGGCAACAUUCACACACACAUCCCCCUCGCUGAAAGGGCUCGCAAGGCGCUCUUAGCUUCUGUUGGCACCAUUGUUUCCGUCACCACUUCCUCAACAACACCAGCGCCAAGCACAACAUCCACCGCACUUCCCACAAUGGGCACAAACAUGCCUGGCCUGCUCCACUUCACGCCGGAAGGAUGGCUCACCCCUGUAGUGAAUCCAUACUCUUAUGGCGAGCAGGGCUCCGACAGUCCAGAGGGACAAGCGUUCAUCCUGGAGCUGCAGGCUGCGUGGCGUGACUGGGCAGCAGACGGGGCACAGGGUACAAAUAGCGCCCGCGAAGCUCGGCCUCAUGUCUUAAUGAUAGGAGCUAUAGUGGUCUUGCGGUUGAUGAUCGUCAUUGGCUAGAUAAGGUGUCGUCACGGACCAUUUAUUGCUAAUUUAUUGACACUCGUUUUUGUACUGAAGCGCAUAUUGUUUCAACCAGUUUGGAACCCUCACAAUACAGUUCAUACGAUAUGAUGCAUAUUACCUUUAUCUACAAGCUAGAGGAAAAACGUGGUGGUAUUUAUGGUGUCCAUUAUAAACGGGUUGCAAUAGGUAUAAUGAAUGAA
Suillus subalutaceus is the source of this 1544-nucleotide messenger RNA. RefSeq names its product Six-hairpin glycosidase-like protein. NCBI's taxonomy places the organism in Eukaryota, Fungi, Basidiomycota, Agaricomycetes, Boletales, Suillaceae. The record is from RefSeq and is a predicted model, not a curated record. Gene Ontology annotation, biological process: carbohydrate metabolic process. The transcript has 5 exons. The coding region runs from base 1 to 1338 and encodes 445 amino acids.